Molecule: messenger RNA, 2703 nt
Organism: Engraulis encrasicolus (European anchovy)
Lineage: Eukaryota; Metazoa; Chordata; Actinopteri; Clupeiformes; Engraulidae
Product: rho-related GTP-binding protein RhoG-like
Exons: 2
Coding region: 118-696 (192 amino acids)
Biological process (GO): Rac protein signal transduction; engulfment of apoptotic cell; cortical cytoskeleton organization
Cellular component (GO): cell projection; cytoplasmic vesicle; cytoskeleton
Molecular function (GO): GTP binding; GTPase activity; protein kinase binding
Source: RefSeq, a predicted model, not a curated record
CUUCCUUCAAAGCGCCCUCUCCUACUGCUUUUCAACUUGGGCGACGCCAGACGCGUCAAGACCAUUCGUUGGAUAAAGAGUAUGUUUGGUGCGUAACACCCUCAACAAUCCUCGAGCAUGCAGAGCAUAAAGUGUGUGGUGGUGGGCGACGGCGCGGUGGGCAAGACCUGCCUGCUCAUCUCCUACACCACCAACGCCUUCCCCAGCGAGUACAUCCCCACCGUCUUCGACAACUACAGCUCCCAGGUCACGGUGGACAGCCGGACCAUCAGCCUGAACCUGUGGGACACGGCGGGCCAGGAGGAGUACGACCGCCUGCGCACCCUCUCCUACCCACAGACCAACGUCUUCAUCAUCUGCUUCUCCAUCGCCAGCCCACCCUCCUACGAGAACGUCAAGCACAAGUGGCACCCAGAGGUCACGCACCACUGCCCCAACACGCCCAUUCUGCUUGUCGGUACCAAGAAGGAUCUGAGGAACGACCCGGAGAUCCAGAAGAAGCUGAAGGAGCAGAACCAGACCACCGUUAGCCAGCAGCAGGGCCAGGCGCUGGCCAGGCAGAUCCAAGCCAUCAAGUACCUGGAGUGCUCGGCCCUCAACCAAGACGGCAUUAAGGAGGUGUUUGCCGACGCGGUGAGGGCCUUUCUCAACCCCACAAAGGCCACCUCCCAAAAACCUCAUUGUGUGUUGCUGUAGAGGAGGCCAAAGAGCUGACGUGACUCUCGCACAGCACAGCUGGGGUGCUUUUCUCGAAAGCGUAGUUGUUAGCCAGUUAGCAACUUGGGUAGUUGCCAAUGGGAAAUUGCAUUGCAAACAACAAAGUAGCAAACAUAGUUAGCAACUACGGUUUUGAGAAAUGCACCCCUUAGUUGUUAGGAGGAGCUUGGAGGAACAACAGUCAUCUGGCGAGAGGCAGGUUACCCAGGAGCCUUCCUGAAACACAAGAAUGUACAAAAGGAAAGGGGAAAAACUGUUUGGUGUUACUUAAUGUAAAGCUGAAGCCUACUUAAGUCAUUUUGUAACAGUCUUAUGGUGAUCCAAUUGGUGCGAUCUUUUUUCUUUUUUUUUGCUAAACAAAUUCAUGUGGAAGAACUGGAAUUUGAUCAGAAUAACUAAGCCAUUUCAGUUUCAGUACUUUCAUUUUUAUUUCAUCGUAUGCAUUUUGUUAAUGUAUUAAUUUAAAAAAAGAAACUCAGCUGUGAAUCCUAUCUAACUUACUGAGACGUGAUUGUGCUUCUAUACAUGUGAAGUUGUGGCGAGUGUUUUUGACAAAGGCCAAUCCAGCCAAACCAAUAACAGACGUUUUAUGAAGAAAAAAGUUGAGCAUGUAAUGUUUUCUUUGAACGAUCACUGUUUGCACAGUAAAAAAGGCAAUGUUAAUUCAACACUUAGAGAGCACUCUGCGACCAAAGACAAUCUAAAUGUUAAAUCCACUCUCUAAGUCAGGAAUGUCAAACUCAGGUCCAGGGGCCAAAUUUGGCCUGCGGAGCCAUUUUAUUUGGCCUGCGAAAUAAUUUCAAAUGUGUAUUACAGUUGACCCACAUACACCAUUAAUAUAAAAUGUGACUUGAAGGCAAAAUUUUGCGCAUCACAAGAAUAAUGAGUGGGUCGAUUCUAGUGCACAUAGCCUAUUUGCUCAUAGAAGUAUACAAUAGUAUAACUACAUAUGAUGGGAAUGUGUUAUUUGCCUAUAGCUUUCAGUAUUACGGAUGUGUAUUGUAUGCACAAUUUCAGUGCAUUUUUGGAAAAAUAUUGAAUUUGGCCCGUGACUUUGUCCCAGAUUUUGAUUUUGGCCGGCUGUGAAUUUGAGUUUGACACCCCUGCUCUAAGCGUUGAAUUAACACUGCAUUUUUUUUUACUGUGUAAAGGAAUCACAGGCCAUUAACAACAAGUGACUGCCCCUCUAGGUCAUUACACUUGUUACGAGUUGUUGCUAUGUACUGUAUGUCUCAAUGCAGUCCCUUAUCCAUCCAACUUUUAUCUGGACCUCGCAGUCCCAUAGACGAAAUAUACAGUGUAAAUGAAGUUUGGCUUGGCAAAGAUCCCAUAGGCAGAGAGUUCUCACAAGCAGGAUCAACAGGCGUCUGGUCUACUGUAUUUCAUGCAGUAUACUGCCAUGGUGCAGAGGCCCAAUACAGACCGCUUAUCGACUUGAAUGCAUAGAGUUAUUUUGUCAUUGAUGCCUGAUUUCUUGGGCAUAUAAACCACUGAGGAUAGUCAGGUUGGACAGACUGACAUAAAUACUACGUGACAUCAUAAGCAGUAUGGCUGGAGAAGGUAAUCUGGAUCUUUAACACAUUAUGAAAUCAAUAAUUAGUUGAUAUGCUCAUUCAAAGUCAAAGUGUGAGUCAGAAACAAAACGUAAUCGUAGGAAUUAUGAAAUUGCUUUCGAUAAUAGUAAUUGCGUUUAAGAGAUAAGAUAGUGAUGAUGAUGCCAAUGAGGAUGAGGAUGUUGCCAUCUUACAAAACAAACAUUUGAGCACUUUCAGCACAAUUCAUGUUUUCAUUUGAGUGUACCAGGGCUUGACACUGGCACCUGCCAACCGGCCAAAUGCUGGUAAAACUUGGCUGUGGCUAGUAACAAUUACAGUGCCACUAGCCAAUUUGGCAGGUACUUAUUCAAUGGUAUGAUUGGCAUAUCAGAAUAGCAUAUAUUCUGCAUUUUACGCCUUGUGUAUCAAUUUUUUCUAUUUCAGUUCAAGA